AUCUGAUUCAAGGUUACGGCCUAUACUUUGCGCACAAAUGGAAUGCAUGAGUAUGCUUACGCGCCCCGAUGAUGAACAAGGUGAUGUGAAGCAGGCUAUUAGAAGAACUGACUCCGAAGAUACAAAAUCGUUGAUAUUUUUCAAUCAGCAAGGACGUUCAAGUCCAACAUUUACUAUUGAGGCCCUCGGUAAGUCUGGAAUUAUUAUCAACUACAAAAAGAUAAGAAUCAGAGAAAAGCAGCUAUUAUUUUUUUCUCAAGCAUCAUACCUGCUAUGAUUUACUUCCCGAAAGUGCGAAAUUGGUAAUCCUUGAUACUGAUCUCAGCAUUAAGAAGGCAUUUUAUGCUCUUAUAUAUAACAAUGUACGAGCCGCAAUACUGUGGGAUUCAUCAAAGCAAAACUAUAUAGGAAUGCUAACAAUAACCGAUUUCAUCAAAGUUUUGGUUACUUUAUAUCCUCCAGACGGUGGAAAAAUGGAUGAAUUUGAAGAAGGCUCUAUUUCAAGUUGGAGGAAAAUCAAUAAAAGUUUUGCUAUCCUUCCAUUGGUUCAUGUUACACCAGAAUGUUCUUUAUUGAAUGCAUCAAAAAUGCUCUUACAAUAUCGAUUUCAUCGAUUGCCUAUCAUUGAUAUGACUCAGGGGAAUGCAUUACAUAUAUUAACGCAUAAACGAAUCCUUAAGUAUUUACAUUUAAAUAGGCAUCAUUUACCUACAGCAAAGUUUAUGUAUAAAAGUUUAGGAGAACUUAAACUAGGAACUUAUUUGCCAAAUGUUUAUUCGAUUACAAAAACUACAACUAUUAUUGAAGCAUUGAGAAUAUUUUUGAAAAAAAAAGUAUCCUGUCUACCAAUAGUUGAUGAAAAUGGUCAACUUGUUGAACUAUAUGCUAAAUUUGAUGUGAUUAAUUUAGCUGUAACUCGAACAUAUAACAAUCUUGAUAUUCCUGUAUAUGAUGCACUUGAAUUCCGUAGAUCAAACAGAGAUCGUUAUCCACCUCCCCUUACCUGUUUAAAAUCGGAUGAACUACAAAAUGUUAUGGUGAAAAUUAUUGAAUCCGGUGUUCAUCGACUUGUUGUUGUAGAUACUAUGAAUAAAGUUGAAGGAAUUAUAUCCUUAUCAGAUAUAUUAAAAUAUAUUACUGGUUGGUCAGAUGGUAGAGGAUCACCAGUUAGAUCAGAUAUUAUUAAAAUGCAUAAAUUUGUUAUCAACAAUAGUAAUCCAUUGCGUAAUUCACACUCAUAACAUCAUCAUCAUAAAAGAUUAUGUAAUUGGAUGAAAAAAAGAAAAAGAAAGAAAUUGACAACACGUAUGCUUUUAUUUUAAAGUUGUAGCAUUCAUUUUACAACAGAAAGCCUUACUUAUCCUACCGAUUUUUAUACCGUCAAUCAAAAGGGAGAGAGAGAAAGAGAGAGAGAGACGUGGACGUAGACAGACGGAGGACAAUGACUUCUCCUCCUCCUCGACCCCCCUGUAUUCCUUCCUUGGGAACCAUGAAGUUUCUAUUCACAUCUAGGAUUCAGUUUGUACACACAUUCACACACACACAAACAAACACAA
Molecule: messenger RNA, 1556 nt
Organism: Trichobilharzia szidati
Lineage: Eukaryota; Metazoa; Platyhelminthes; Trematoda; Strigeidida; Schistosomatidae
Source: the annotation of a GenBank genome assembly